AUGCCCAACUUCUCGCACCUGUUGAAAAAGAAGGAUAAGAUUAGGGAUGAGGGCGCCGUGCCCACUUCUCCAAGGGGCGCCACGCUGGCUCCUCCUGCCCCCGAAUUCACUUUCCUCCGCACCACGACCUCGACACAGGAGGCUAUCGAGCCCCCCAGCUUCCCCGGCGACCCCACGCGCGAGGCGCCCCCUCUCCUCUCCCCAGAGCCACAAGGCGUGUUUGGCAGGUUCAGGCGACAUAGCAAUGCAUCCACUCACUCGCACUCGGGCGCAGACGAUGGGAAGCAGAAGAAGGCGGAGCGCAUACACUUUGGUCGCACCAGAUCGAGCACCUCGGUCAACGUGCCGGAUAAUCUGCCAGAGGUUGGGGGCGACGGGGUUGCAAGGACGCUCGAAGAUGAGGAAAAGUGGGAAAAGAGGGCUACGGCUUUGGUUACGGGCGGUGCUUUGAAUCAAGGGACGAGUGCGCCGCCGACUCCUGGGCUUGAGAUUACGAAUCCGAUGUCUACAGCAGGGAGGAGACCUAGUAGCAGUGCUCCUGCGGAUGAGGAGAACAUCCAGGAGGCUAUUCGACUGCACGAAAAAGGGAAUCUCGAGGCUUCUACGGCAUUGUUUGGAAGACUAGCAGAUCCCAACGGUGCAAACAACGCUCUGGCACAAGUCCUCUACGGCCUCGCAUUGCGACACGCCUGGGGAUGCGAGCCCCACCAAGAACAAGCCGUGCACUACCUUUCGCUGGCAGCCUCCAACAGCGCCGAGGUUGAGAAGCUGGCCCUUGGAGCCGGCAUGAAGAAAGGCGGCGCGGCGAAAGGCGAGCUCGUCCUAGCCAUGUAUGAGUUGGCAAACUGCUUUAGAAACGGCUGGGGUAUCAAGAAAGAUCCCGCUGCCGCGAAGCAGUAUUACGAAACUGCUGCUAAUUUAGGAGACACGGAUGCCAUGAACGAGGUCGCUUGGUGCUAUCUCGAGGGCUUCGGCACGAAGAAGGACAAGGUACGUCAGCCGUGUACUUUCUUUCUUGCUUUUCUUUUGCUGUCCACAUUUUUCUCUCACGUACGGGUUCGGCUGCUGAUGCGGGAUGCUUACGCCUCGCAGUUCAAAGCGGCGCAGUUCUUGCGCCUCGCAGAGUCAAAGGGUAAUAAGACGCUAGGCAACACUUGGUAA
Dothidotthia symphoricarpi CBS 119687 is the source of this 1161-nucleotide messenger RNA. RefSeq lists its product as uncharacterized. Lineage: Eukaryota; Fungi; Ascomycota; Dothideomycetes; Pleosporales; Dothidotthiaceae. The transcript is spliced from 5 exons. Gene Ontology annotation, molecular function: protein binding. The record is from RefSeq and is a predicted model, not a curated record. Bases 1 to 1161 code for a protein of 386 amino acids.